AUGGCUACUGCUGGCCACAGACAGCUUCCGAAGCCGGAGAAUUUUUCCGAUCGGAACAUCCCCACGACGUCGUAUUCAUCGCCGUCUGCUUCAGUCCCCUCGAAUUCGAACAAGAAGAAAUGGUCCAACUUUCUCCCAAUUUUGGUGGGUUUAGUGGUGAUUGGGGAGAUCACGUUUCUGGGCCGGCUCGACAUGGUGAAGAACGCUGACCUGGUCAACUCGUGGGCCGACUCGUUCUACCACUUCACCGGGGCCUCAUCGUUUUCCUCUUGGUCAGCCGAUGAUGCAGUGGAGUCGGGCCUGGAUCAGGAUCAGGAUCACGGUCCGGGUCUGGGUCAGGGUCGGGCCUCCGAGCCCGAGGAAAGCUGUGAGGCGUGGUUGGAGAAAGAGGACUCUGUACCUUACUCGAGGGAUUUCAAAAAGGACCCAAUUUUCGUGCGCGGGGCUUAUGAGGAUUGGAAUACCUGUGCUGUUGGGUGUAUGUUUGGGUCUGAAGUUGGUGCCGGCAAGAAAAUUGAUGCUGAAUUCGGGCUUUCGCACGAGCCUGGCGUUGCUGGGGUUCAUAGGUCAAUGGAGUCGGCCACAUAUUAUUCCGAGAAUGACAUUUCAAAUGCAAGACGGAGGGGAUAUAAAGUUGUGAUGACGACGAGCCUUUCAUCCGAUGUGCCCGUGGGAUAUUUCUCGUGGGCUGAGUAUGAUAUAAUGGCUCCAGUCAAGCCGAAAACCGAGAAAGCCCUUGCUGCUGCUUUCAUAUCUAAUUGUGGUGCUCGGAAUUUUCGACUUCAAGCAUUGAUUGCACUCGAGAAGGCAAACAUCACAAUCGAUUCUUAUGGGGCUUGUCAUAGGAAUCAUGAUGGAAGCGUGGACAAAGUGGAAGCUUUGAAGCGGUACAAAUUUAGCUUGGCAUUUGAGAACUCCAACGAGGAAGAUUAUGUCACGGAGAAAUUCUUCCAGUCUCUUGUAGCUGGUACUAUUCCUGUUGUCAUUGGAGCCCCUAAUAUCCAAGAUUUUGCUCCCUCUCCCGAUUCGUUAUUGCAUAUCAAGGAAGUUAAGGAUGUUGAUUCUAUUGCCAAGACAAUGAAGUAUCUUGCCGAUAAUCCCAAGGCAUACAAUGAAUCAUUGAGAUGGAAGUAUGAAGGGCCGUCCGAUUCUUUUAAAGCUCUUGUUGAUAUGGCUGCAGUGCAUUCUUCAUGCCGACUAUGCCUUUACUUGGCGACCAAGAUUCGAGAAAAAGAUGAACAGACCACCCCACAAUUCAAGAAACGACCCUGCAAGUGUACCCGUGGCUCGACAACCAUAUAUCACAUUUACGUGAGAGAAAGAGGGAGGUUCGAAAUGGAGUCCGUUUUCUUGAGGUCGGACAAUUUAACCUUGGAGGCUUUAUCUUCUGCUGUAUUAUUGAAGUUCGAGUCUCUAAAGCACGUGCCCAUAUGGAAAACCGAGAGGCCGGUAAGCAUAAGAGGUGGUGAUGGCCUAAAAGUCUACAAAUUAUAUCCCGUGGGAUUGACUCAGAGGCAAGCUUUAUAUACAUUUAGUUUCGGUGGAGAUUCUGAUUUUAGGCAUCACAUAGAGAGCAACCCGUGUGCCAAAUUCGAAGUCAUAUUCGUUUAG
This is a messenger RNA of Striga hermonthica, 1611 nucleotides long. The record is from the annotation of a GenBank genome assembly. NCBI's taxonomy places the organism in Eukaryota, Viridiplantae, Streptophyta, Magnoliopsida, Lamiales, Orobanchaceae.